Molecule: messenger RNA, 1374 nt
Organism: Didymodactylos carnosus
Lineage: Eukaryota; Metazoa; Rotifera; Eurotatoria; Philodinida; Philodinidae
Source: the annotation of a GenBank genome assembly
AUGAAUUCCAUGUAUUCCAAAAUCAAUCAGUAUAUAGAUCCAUCGUAUCUUUUCUUCGGUACACCAUCACGUAAACGCGAAAGUUCUGUGGCUAUUGAUCAUGAUCCGUAUUACGGUUAUGCUCACAGUUCGACAUGGUCAAAUAACAAUCCUUCACACGCUGAUCAACCACUUCGUUUUAUCGUUAUUCGUCAUGGAGAACGUGUUGAUGUCAUCUAUGGCGCUGGGUGGACUCAGAGAGCAUUUCCAUACGGUCAGUAUCAUCCAUUCGAUGCCAAUAUGCCACCCGGUCUUCCCUAUCGGGCCAACUNUUCUGUGGCUAUUGAUCAUGAUCCGUAUUACGGUUAUGCUCACAGUUCGACAUGGUCAAAUAACAAUCCUUCACACGCUGAUCAACCACUUCGUUUUAUCGUUAUUCGUCAUGGAGAACGUGUUGAUGUCAUCUAUGGCGCUGGGUGGACUCAGAGAGCAUUUCCAUACGGUCAGUAUCAUCCAUUCGAUGCCAAUAUGCCACCCGGUCUUCCCUAUCGGGCCAACUGGCAAGACUAUGACGUCGAUACUCCCUUAACAUCAAAAGGACUCUCACAAUCUUGGAAUGUUGGCAAUGUUCUCACGCGUUAUAAUUUGCCUAUUACCAGUUGUUAUUCUUCACCUGCAUUUCGUUCAAUUCAAACGGCUGAUAAAAUUCUUGAAGGUAUGGGUAGAAAAGCUCUUGUACCAAUACGUAUAGAAGUAGGUUUAUUCGAAUGUACAAGCUGGUAUACUCAAUCACCUAUUACUUUCAUGUCUGAUCAAGAAUUACUUCAAGGCGGUAUCAAUAUUGAUCAAUCAUAUCACUCACAGAUAUCCGAUUUGAAAUUAGUCGAAAAUGAAUAUCAAUAUUACGAUCGUUCGAGAGAUACAAUAAAAAAAAUCAUCAAAUUACAUAAGAAAACGGGUGGUAACAUUUUAUUAGUAGCACAUGCACCAUCACUCGAAGUACUUACUCGACAUCUAAUGAAUGGUCAACCACGACCAGAACGUCUUGCCGAAUUAGCUAGUAAAGUUGAUUUUUGUAGUAUGACCAUUGUUGAACGUGAAUCAUCAGCAAAACCAUGGCAUUUUCGUUAUAGUCUCGAUGAAAAAUUAUCGGAGGAUCAACAAAAAUUGGAACAAUCACGAUCAGCCAGUACACUUGCUCGAUCAAACUCUUCAUCUCAAUUAGCUCCCUCACCACCACCACAACAACAGCAAUAUACAUCAAUGGUACAACAACCGCAAACCUAUGCGACGUAUACGCCAAAACAACCACCAUCGUUCUAUCAACCAACACCUCUAAAUUAUCAUUUUCAUCCACAAAUGGAAAAUUAUCCUCCCUAUUUUGAUUUUGCAUAA